Molecule: messenger RNA, 468 nt
Organism: Echinostoma caproni
Lineage: Eukaryota; Metazoa; Platyhelminthes; Trematoda; Plagiorchiida; Echinostomatidae
Source: the annotation of a GenBank genome assembly
AUGAGGUCAGGUUCCACAGAACGGUUUAUGUUGGAAUACAAUUAUGAACUGCAUUAUCAACAAGGUAAACGCAUGUUUGUAGAGGACACGUUGUCACGAGCCACACUACCCGACACAGAACAGGAACAAAAGCUGGAAUCCGUGAACGUUGCAUUGGCGGUGACGCAGUUCGUGAAGUCUCACAUACGAACUGCAACUAUUGACGAUCCGAGCAUGCAAGAACUCAAAGGAGUUAUCAUUCUUGUUUGGCCAGAAAGCAAAAAAGCCCUUCUGAUGGACCUACUACCCUACUUCAAAUUCCGAGAUGAAUUAACUGUGCACGAUGAACUGAUUUUUCGUGGUAAAGGCUUUCGCCAACUGAGCGUCCAGAUUCUUGCUUCAGCCGGAACCAACGUUCUUCCGGAGCUUCGACGCAUGGUCGACCGUUUAAUCACAGCCGAUCCGGGAUCCGGGACCUUUGGGCGCUAG